AUGCUAGAUAUAACGUUCUUGGGAACAUCUGGUGGACCUAUCGAAGGUGCCACAUGUGCAAUUCUUGUCAAACCUUCCGUAAUAUCAUACGACAGUAUACUUAAUGAAAGCUUGCAAGACGAAUUGCUAUGCAUAGAUGCGGGCUCGGGUAUCUACCUGUUGAGUGAAAUCAUAUACAACGAACAGGAGAAUAACCAGCCGUAUUCAAGGUGUAAAAAUUUAUACCCCGAGUCAAUGGAGGUAGAUCAGUAUAUAGAUCCUAAGUUACUUUUAACACCCUUCAAAGAUUUACACCAGUCGUCACCAUUUAAAUUGGCCUGCAAGAUCUUUGAGAAUAUGAACCAUUACCUUAUCACACACCCCCAUCUUGAUCACAUAAGUGCAUUGGCCAUUAAUUCUGCAGGGUUCAAGCCGAAUAACUCGCAAAAGAAAGUGAUUGGAUCCGCUAACACUGUCAAUUCCCUCCAGGACUAUAUUUUCAAUGGAAUAAUAUGGCCCAACAUGCCCUCCUUCAACAUUAUUAAAUUGGUCACAAUGGAUUACUGGGUGAAGUCUCAGGUGGGUCCGAAUUACGAAAUAACGAUGUUCAAUCUUCUGCAUGGUAAAAUAAAGAAUAACUUAUGUUCCACUGUAGUAAAUGAAAGGAAAUCAGACACAGACUCACCAAAGACACCAGCAUCACGCAGUGGUAGCCCCAAUGUCAACGGUGGUGACCAAACAUAUGAAUCCUCAGCAUUCCUCAUCACUUAUAAAAGCGAAAGCACUUCAAUAUUGGUGUUUGGAGAUUUUGAAUCAGAUUUAAUUUCGAAAAGUACCAAAAACUUUCAAAUAUGGCAUCAUAUUGCUCCGCUAAUUACCUCAAAGUCUCUCUCAGCUGUUAUCCUUGAAUGUUCAUCCUGUCUGUCACUGUCUCACAUAGAGUUAUACGGUCAUUUGAUGCCUUUGCAUUUGAUUAAAGAAUUGGAUUCUCUUGCACUGGAAUGCAGGAGAAUCAAUCCUACCUUGACAAAACCUUUAAAAGGAUUCAAUAUUAUUGUUAAUCAUGUCAAAGAGAGUGCCGAUGGACAAUUUGAUCCUAGAAGAAAAGUACAAGAAGACUUAGAGAGGUUGAAUGAAGAGUACGAUUUAGGAGUUAAAUUUUCAAUUGCACUAGGAGGAGUCACUAUUAGGAUAUAA
This is a messenger RNA of Dujonia railenensis, 1176 nucleotides long. Lineage: Eukaryota; Fungi; Ascomycota; Pichiomycetes; Serinales; Debaryomycetaceae. The record is from the annotation of a GenBank genome assembly.